Messenger RNA from Prorocentrum cordatum, 1062 nucleotides. The record is from the annotation of a GenBank genome assembly. NCBI's taxonomy places the organism in Eukaryota, Dinophyceae, Prorocentrales, Prorocentraceae.
AUGGCCGCGGCCCUCCCGACGUCACACAUGUUGAACGGGGCCGCGCGUCGCGCGGCCCUACGUCGGGGGGUGGCCAUCGCUGAAGUGCCAGUGCGUGGCUUGGCGCGGCACCUCGCUGCCGCCGUUUGGUCGCGGGCGGCGGCGAUGGUCUACAGAUGCUCAGGCGACGGUGGCGCCGAGCUGGCGGCGGCGGCACCCGCAGAGAACGGCCGCGAGGACGACGAGGACGGCCUGACGAAGAUCAUCCACAGGGACGGCAGCAAGAGCCUGAGGGCCCAGAAGCAGAAAGGCCUCGUCCCGAGGGGAUCCGCCUCCCCUUUCGGCGACUUCCCCGACGACAUGAUGCCGAAGCCCGUCAAGGCCCCCCGGGCGAAGAGCGCCCAGGGCACGGCCCGCAGCCCAGCGGGGGCCGCCAGGCCCAUGUCUUCGCCCGCGGGCGCGGGGGGCGGCCCUCCCAGGCCUCGCUCGCGCGCGCGCCCGCGCCGCCCAGUGCCCGUCUCGGAGUUCCGCCGGUUCUACGACAGAGGAGACCUGCCGACCCAGAUCUGGCACGGGGCGACCUGCAAGAUCGCGUGGAAGGUGGACGUUGAGAAGUUGGACUACCACCACUACCUCCCCAUCUUCUUCGACGGCCUGAGGGAGAAGGAGGACCCGUACCGAUUCCUGGCGGUCCAGGGCACCUACGACAUGCUCGACAAGGGCGGGUCCAAGAUCCUGCCGGUGGUCCCGCAGCUCAUCAUCCCCAUCAAGACCGCCCUGAACACGCGCGACCCCGAGAUCGUGUCCACGAUGCUGAAGGUGCUGCAGCAGCUCGUGCUGAGCGGCGAGAUGAUCGGAGAGGCCCUGGUGCCUUAUUACAGGCAGAUAUUGCCCGUGUUCAACAUCUUCAAGAGCAAGAACAACAACCUUGGUGACAAGAUGGACUACAGCCAGAGGAAGCGCAUGAACCUCGGCGAACUGAUUCAGGAGACGCUGGAGAUCUUCGAGACGCACGGCGGGGAGGACGCCUUCAUCAACAUCAAGUACAUGAUCCCCGUGUACGAGAGCGUGCUGGUUGCAUGA